This is a messenger RNA of Aedes albopictus (Asian tiger mosquito), 5532 nucleotides long. RefSeq names its product fasciclin-2 (gene Fas2). Gene Ontology annotation, cellular component: neuronal cell body; axon; plasma membrane. Gene Ontology annotation, biological process: synapse organization; homophilic cell-cell adhesion. Lineage: Eukaryota; Metazoa; Arthropoda; Insecta; Diptera; Culicidae. Gene Ontology annotation, molecular function: axon guidance receptor activity; protein binding. The record is from RefSeq and is a predicted model, not a curated record. The coding region runs from base 1195 to 3876 and encodes 893 amino acids. The transcript is spliced from 11 exons.
CGAUUCAUUCAAUAGUGCGCUUGAAGCCGUACGGUACGCAUCGUCGUCGUCGUCGAGCUGGAGUCGUUCUCUUGAGUUGUCGCCGUGCCCUUCACUGUGUGUAGUAAGGUGGUUUGUUGGAUUCUGUGAGUUAGCGAGGGAGGAAGGAAAGUGAAGUCGUGGGGAACCGUUUUCCCCCCAUUUCUUCGUCCGGAGACCGAUGCUAGUGGAGAAUUAGAUUAACCGCGAAGAAAGUCAUUGCUGUCGUGCGGUCGGAGACGACAUCGUUCGGUGGUUUGUGAACGUUGAUGCAGUUGCUGUUACACAAUUUAUACCUUCAGAAGCAAGCGCAUUUCGGGACCAAGACGUGUAUCCAUUUGCGUAGCUCGUUCUCCACGCGUGGUGGUGCAGUGGGAUUAAAUUGAAUUUAGUGAAAUUCACCGUUUGAUGUGGGCGGAAUAACAAUUGAAUUGUGCUUUUGUGCAGUUUGAUACGCUAUCGUCAAUUGUAUGAAUGGGUCCCCGGUGGUAAUUGUUUGAACGACGACGGAAAGUAGUGAUGGAAAUUGGGGAGCAGCCCAAGCCCCACAUUGGCAUUAAUCAUCACAACCCAUUCAUUCAAGCCAGCAGCGCUUCGAGCGCGACAGUUAUCUAUAUGUUCUUUGUGCUGUGUUGCAGGUAAUCGUGGAGUGGUGUGAGUUGAGUUGUUACAACAAGUGGGAGAAGCAAAGUUGAAAACAACUCUUUCAUACGAAUACCGGCGCACCUGUGUCGUUGCGCUAGAGCGUGUUCCAGUGGAUUAUUCACGUCUGAUUGUAAAUACCUGGUGAAAUUGCGCGACCAUAACGCUCGAAUUACAUUGUUGCACAGGAAAAUUUCAAUCAACACCCGGCUUCAUCAUCAUCAGCAAGCUUUUAUGCUAAAAUAUGGAAAUUUAAAAGUCUGCAAGAGUGAUUUAACGCAGUGAGUGGUCAAGUGAUUAUAAUCCCAGAAUAGGCGCGCAAGGUGGUGUGAGUUUUAUGCGGAAUCGAUAAAAGGUGUUUGUGAGAAGAAAAGAAACGACGACGAAGCCGAGAAGUCAAACAAGAUACAAAAAUACGAAACAAACAACAAGAGGCCAGCGGUCUCACACACAUUUAGCGUACCUGUGCUUCGUCUACGUUCCAGCCAGCAUAUAUUUAGGCCGAUUUGACCAGCCCACAACCAGGUGUUCGACAUGGCGAGCGGCGGGGUGAAGCUGAAUUCUGCUUCCAUAACGAUACUUUGUUGGAUUACGAUAUUAGGUUUUGCCCAAUGUCAGAAGAUCCCAAGCUUGCAGAUAAUGCCAGCGGCGUCCGUGCAGCGCAAACCGGUGGGUAACUCGCUGCUGCUGACCUGCCGACCGGAUGUCCCCGAUAGCACACUGAUUUCCGAUCUGCGGUGGAGUGACAGUCGCAACAUGACGAUACCGCCCAAAGCGACUAAGUAUUACUACCCCCAGUUCGAUUCGAAAGGUCGCAAACUCCCGGCAAAGGCCGGUCAAUCUUCACCGCCAAUCUACACGGAGUCCAUUGCGGGGGGCCAAGCGUUGGCACUGCUGUUCAACUCGCUGCAAGAGUCUAUGGCCGGAGUGUACUACUGUGCGGCAUCGUACUCCGUCACGGAACAACUGGCGGCGUCCGUUCUGGUCGAAACUUACGUUGCCAUCACGUGGAAGGACGCUCCCGAAGAUCAACGGCCAAUCCUGGGUGAGGACUAUAUCGUACGUUGCGAGGUGUACGCCAAUCCGCCGGCCACCGUCGACUGGCUUCGGGAUGGUGAUCCGAUUAAAUCCAGUGGCCGGUACGUAAUCGAGAACCGAGGACUUCUGAUUCGGAAUGUGUCGGAGAGCGACGACGGUCUGUACACAUGCCGGGCUGCCGUAAUAUCAACUGGUGAAUUGGCUAAAAGAGUCAUUCGUGUCGAAGUUCAAAUCAAACCGGAAGUGCAACAACUACCAACGGUGCUGAAUGCCGUAGAAGGACAAUCAUUUUCGUACUUGUGCAAUGCCACAGGAAAACCCGUACCUGAAUUUCAGUGGAUUAAGAAGAGCACCCAGCAAAACGUGGCCGAUAUCGAUAGGUUUUCUGUAAACGCGUUGACAGGUCAACUGGACAUUAGCCGAGUAGAACAGGACGACCAUGACACCUACACCUGUGUGGCCAAGAAUGCCGCUGGAAUUUCGGAAUCCACCACCAAACUAAACGUUCUGAUUCGUCCAAAGAUCAUCGAAUUCAUGAACAUCACAGUACCUGAAGGUCAAGAAGCCGUGCUAGCGUGUAGAGCAUUUGGUAGGCCACCACCAGAAAUCACAUUCCGACGAUAUGGUACAACUGAAGAGUACAGAGUAGGACUGCAAGUCAGCGACGAUCGUAUCGUUCUGGAUAUGCAAGAGAACGCUGAACGAAGCGAAACUAUUGGAAAUUUGAGAAUUUCUCAGCUUGAUAAGACUGACGACGGAUUGUACGAUUGCAUUGCCAGAAAUCCAGGAGAUGUAGCGUACAAGGUUGGUCAUAUUACCGUCGAGUACAAACCAAACUUUGAUCAUCUGAAAGCAUUGCCUCCGGUAUACACUUGGGAGCAGCGACCGGCGAAUCUGAGCUGCUUUGCGCAAGCUAUUCCCAACGCUACCAUUGAAUGGCGGUGGAAUGAUCGGCGCGUUGCUGAUCUGUACGACAUCAAUAUGAAAAUCGAAGAGCAAGGUUUCCGAAGCGAUCUAAUCAUUACCCCCAGGGAACAUCGGUACUACACAAGCUACAAGUGCGUUGCCACGAACCGUCUCGGUCGUGAUGAACACGUCAUGGAGCUUCGUGAGGCUCGCAUUCCGGAAGCCGUUGCGCAAGCCAAACCUCGAUCCGUUAGUGCCACUUCGAUGACGUUCGACAUCAUUCCACCAGCGUUCGAGAAGGGACUGCCGAUCACUGCCAUGUCUGUGCAAUACAAGGAGGAAUUCAACCCGGAUUGGAACACUGCAAUGAACCGCACCUGGUCGCCGGAUAGCCCCUACAUCGUGGAAGGUUUGCGUCCGCAGACGUCGUACAGUUUCCGUUUUGCAGCGCGGAAUGUGGUCGGGCUUGGUCCGUGGUCUGCCUACGUAGUACAUUCCACUCCGAAACGAUCCGAACCGGAAACGCCGAAAACGUUGCACACGCCCAUUCAGGAGGAGGACGAGGAAGACGAUGCCAUUGUGGCGUCGCCCUACGCCGAUCACUUCGAGCUGCGGUGGAAUGUGCCGGUCGACAACGGUGAACCGAUCAACUUCUACCGGGUGAAGUUCUGUCCGGGAUCCAAAGUGAACGGCGUGUGGACCGAGCUGGAAGGUGCCUGCCUAGAGGAAGACAUCACGACGACGACGCACUACGAGAUGCGCGAUCUACAGGCCGACACCUACUACCGGAUAGAACUGUUGGCGCACAAUGCCAUCGGUUUCUCGCGACCAGCUCACCUGCUCCUGAAGACUGCCCGAGGUAUCGACGUGGUGCUACGAGUGGAUGACCGGGCCCUUUCGUCGGCGGCAGUCAUCGGGAUCGUCGUCGGAUGUGUCCUAUUGCUCCUGCUGGUCAUCGAUAUCCUGUGCUGCCUGAUAGGAAAUCUCGGCCUGCUGGCAAUGAUGUGCAGAAGAACGAAACGUUCGCCGUCCGAUCUGGGUGACGAAGAAAAACUCGGAAGUGGCAGCCUCAUCAAGGAGCGUCCUCCGUCGCCGUCGCCGCUGCCUCCGCCGAUCGUGAAGCUCGGUGCCACCACACCGAUAGAUGAUGAAAAGCAACCGUUGAACACGUUGCCGGAUGUUGGAGGAAAAAUGAAUUCAUCCGUGGAAUUCGACGGCAGAGGUGUGCAGAUCCGAAGCGGUGAAAUUAUUGGCAAAAACUCCGCCGUGUAAUCGGGUCGAUGGAUGAUGAUGACGGUGAUUAUGGGAUGCCAUCACCUGAUAGCAGAUGCGGAGAUAAACCGAUUUUGAAUUGAAAUGGACGUCCGGAGGUAACGAAAAUGGAGUAUUCGUAACUACCACCAGGGUAUUCACUCCUGUCAGUGUGCUUGCGUGGAAGUAUUGAGGAACAGCAUUUUAUGGUAGACAAAACAAGAGAGAAUUGCAACUGAUAAUAAUUUGAAAUGGAAAACUUUAUGAAAAUCGUGUAUAUUUAGCAGCUAGGAUUAAGUCAAAAUGCAGACUCACUGUUUUAUACAUGUACUUUAUGAAUGAAGAAAUUAGAUACAAAUGCUCUCAAGACUUACUUAAAAUGACAGCCGUGAUUUCAAGAUAAGCGAACGCCACAUCAAAGUGAAGGAAAAAUCAAAGAUUAUUAUCAGGAAUGCGGAACUUCCAAAAAUAUUUAGAAGCCCUUGGAUAAGGUAACUCUUAUUAGACAAGACAAAUUGUGCGUACAUUUUGAAUCUUUAGAUUAUUGCCGCUGGUACUUCAUCACUUUUUUAACAAGUUUAAUUACUUGUAAUAUGCUAUCUUCGUUUUAAUCCAAACCAACAAAACAAAAACCAUAAUUUAUUGAAAAAUAAAGCCGUAAAUGAAAUGAUGCUACAUAUAUGUGCUAUUGCUUCUUAAGAUUUUUCAAAUUAAAUCUACAUAAGUGAAGGAGCUCAAGUUAUAAAAUAAUACGAAACAAUUAUAUCUUUUCGCAGUUCCACGAGAUUAUUGCCGAGUACUUCGGAGGUAUUAUUUGCAGCAAAUAAGGAACCACUUAAAAAGCAACAGAUAUAAUAACUAAAGAACUUACGUUUAUACUUCCGGUGUCGUUACUGCAAAAACUAAUGUUUAAAAUUGACUUCAGUUCACGUGAACCAAAACAAGGAAGUAAAAACUACAUUAUACGUGUCAUCCAAAGAGAAGCAGCUUAGCCUUAAAUGAUCAUAAAUUGGUAUACCUUGUCGUAUACAUCCUAGUUUUCUUGAGCUUCUGUGAACUAAAUGUACUGUGAGCGCGCGUAUCAAUCAUCAACCGUGUAUAGAUGGAAGACAUCUUAUUAAUCGUAAAAAGAAAAGUCAUUUAAAACUGCAACCCGUCUAUUACCGUGACAAACAAAGAACGAAAUCAAAUCAGCCAAAACCGCUUGAAUCAUUUGAUUGGCGAGGAGAAAGUCCCCAGUAAUUCGUCUAUCAAUUGACUGCCAUAUUUACAUAGUGCUUUUGAAACUACAAGUAUAAUGCUUUUGAGCUCCUAUUUGUCGUAGCUUGGAGCAGACCAAUCGAAUAGUUAUAUAUUUUAUACUCAUCCAACCAGCCAAUCAACAACAAGAUUCAGUCAUGACUUAGUUUAGCAUUAUUCGGUGCGCAGUACCUACAAGUGUAGAGUUUCGUUCAACCCCCCCCCAAAUUAUUACGAUUAGAUCUCAUCUGAAAACAGGAAUUCGUGAGCUAGAUCAGAAGUACUAUUAAUUUAAGUGUCUUAUAGGAUACAUAGGUUUACUUUAGUUAGUUCCUCUUUUAAAUUAUUCUUACAUUCAACAACGUAUUAUGUUAUUUUAAACAUAAUCAAAACUACCGAAUUGUAAUGAAUGCUGAAAAUAUACGUUUUUAAUUAAAA